Molecule: messenger RNA, 402 nt
Organism: Suillus paluster
Lineage: Eukaryota; Fungi; Basidiomycota; Agaricomycetes; Boletales; Suillaceae
Exons: 2
Coding region: 1-402 (133 amino acids)
Source: RefSeq, a predicted model, not a curated record
AUGUGCACUUUGAAUGGCUUUGUGGAGUACCCCUUGACAAUUGAGGAGCAUUCUCGUGCGAAUGUCAAGCUAUUAUGGUAUCUACUCGCACCUCAGACUCAGAAUAUCGAUGAUGAUCUUGCAGGUCUCGAAUCUAUAUCACUUGAUGAGAUCGACGCCGCAUUUGCGCUACUGGAACGCGAGAAAGAAGUCAUGGAACGAGAGCCGGUUGACGGAAAUGAAGUGUGGAGGGCCAAGUCUAUGCGUGUCGGCGCUAAAAGCCACACGAGAAAAUUGGGGCAUGUUGACCAAGGUCUUGCGCCGAAAUUUGUUGACGACGAGAUCAUGGUAGUUGAUCACACCUCACACGACAACGGACUGUGGGAUGUGGACGUGCUGAUGUCUUCUAAUGGUGUUUCCUAG